GAUUGGUUUGCAGCCCUCGAAAAACUCAACAUCCCGAUAGUAGGGGAGUCAAAUGACGGACUAGAAGCAGAAGGUUAAUUUCUGUCUGUGAACAUCCACCCUAUAAUAAAACUCGUUGGGAGGCUCGACGAGGCUAUCAAGAUCCAAACAUUGAUCCGCCCAACUUCAACGUCCAGAUCAAAUCGCAGGCUGCAAAAAUCCUAUUCGAUGGAGGGCAAGCGUUCGACGCCACUAGAGUGGAAUUCGCCAACAACCCAUUUACUCAGGAAGAGACAGCCUUCGCGGGCCGUGAGGUCAUUCUUGCUGCAACAGCUAUCUACACGCCACAAUGGGUAGAUGCUGAAGCUCUCGGACAUUGGACCAAUCUGGAACCUCUUGAGAUACCUGUUGUCAUCAGCUUACCAGGAGUUGGUAAUAAUUUACAGGGCCAUGCAACGCUUCGUCUUUCAUACAGCUAUACCAAUACCUCAGGGACGGAUACCAACGACUUCUUUCUCAACUCUACAUAAUGAGGAGACUGCGGCCUACUUCUUGGGUUCAAGAACUGGACCUUAG
Messenger RNA from Exophiala aquamarina CBS 119918, 555 nucleotides. RefSeq lists its product as uncharacterized. Bases 337 to 555 code for a protein of 72 amino acids. NCBI's taxonomy places the organism in Eukaryota, Fungi, Ascomycota, Eurotiomycetes, Chaetothyriales, Herpotrichiellaceae. The record is from RefSeq and is a predicted model, not a curated record. The transcript has 3 exons.